This is a messenger RNA of Aspergillus fumigatus Af293, 795 nucleotides long. Lineage: Eukaryota; Fungi; Ascomycota; Eurotiomycetes; Eurotiales; Aspergillaceae. The record is from RefSeq and is a predicted model, not a curated record.
AUGACGCUCCAAGGUGAUCUGCUCCAAAUGACCCUGGCCAUCAGCAAUGGUAGCCACCACUGCCCCCACACCAGACCAAGAAACACAAAGCAGGAUGUGAGGAGGAUUUUAGAUUGGCCAUUGGACGAGGCAGGCUCCUCAACCAUAAGGUGGACUUUAAAAGGCCAUGAAAGUCGCAAUGAGUCGCCAUGGGAAUUCUUCACAACAUCUGCAGUCACUGUCUUCUCAUACUCUCUUCCAACCGUCAUGUCUGAUCUGCCCAUUCCUUCUUGGCUGGAUGUCUCAACAGCCUCGUUCCUGUCUACGCCCGAAGACACGACGGACACGUUAGAUCCUCGCUCUCUUUUUCCUGAAGAACAGGUUGCGAACAAUGCUCCAUCAUACGAUAAUGGAAGCAGUGGCAUCCUGUGCAAUGCAUCUAAUGCCCUCUUUGCUGAUCCCCUACUCUACGAAGAUUCUUUCCUCCCGUCUGAAAUUCACAGACAACUCCCCGUCCAAUUCCAGGCGCAACAAACCAAUCAAAUGCCGCCAUCCCUUGUGGCUAGCAGUCCCGGCUUCCGGUCCGUGUCCGGGGGGCGUGGCUUCCGCCGGGAAAUGCUGCAGUUGGAGUCGGCGCCGCCUAGGACUAUUACUCCCAGCGAUCCUUAUCUUCCUACAAAGCCCGCUGCUGCGGAGCAAUGCCCCGCCAGCAAUCACACAAAGGCCACGGUGAAAUCCAAUGGGUCUACCCAUUCUGCUCCGAGGACGAGAAAAAGGCAUGUAUCCAUUCGCUCACAACUCUCUCAUGGCAAUUGA